CAUUUAUCCCGUCUACCCCACACUCGCGGCGCAAGGGCCAUCGAUAAGAUCCUUGUCCCUCGGGAGACGACGCAAUUAUUGGAAGUCGAAGCCCAACCGAAUCUGUCCGGGCUGCAGUUGAAAGCCGCAGACGAUGUGGCCAGCGGCGACAAAUUCGAAAAUUUCCCAAAACGUGGGGCCAUCGUCACCGCCAGAGACCCCCAGGACCGCAUCUCCCGUUUUUGGCCGCAAGAGCAGCCCCCGGCCUGAGGAACGGUCGCGGAAGGUUCCUCUUCGCCCAAUGGCGCCGCCACCGUCGACCGGCCGGACAGCGGUCAACGGGCUAGAUUUUAGCCAUCCGCCCUCGAUCCGCCCAGAACAGCUCUCUCCACGCUCCACCAGCUCAUCCUCUGAGCCGCUUUCGGAGUCGGAAGAUUCCGAGGUUUCGGAGGCUUCCAAUGCAGCAGCCGGCCUCUCCCCGUCGGCGGCCACGGAGCGGCGACCGGCUGCAGCCCCACCGACGCCGCCAGCAAGGACGGGCCGCGUGGUGACACAAAGCAAUUUUGACGUCGAAGAGCUGAGCGACUUUGAUGACAACGACAACGACCGGGUCGACAUGGUUCGGCCCUGGGCCAUCGAGUACGCCGAAUCCGACCGGAGCCGCUCUACCUCGCGAACCCGGCCCGAGAUUGACCAGAAAAUGAUGUACAACCUGAACAACCUUAACUGCAGCGACGAUUCGGACAUAAGCUUGAACGAGGAAGAGUAUCACGAGUUUCUCAUGAAGCGCCGUGCUGAACGCCGGCACAAACGAAUGACCUCGGGCAGCAUCGGCAAGCGGACCAUCAGCGAAAGCAUCGGCAGUGACACGGACCGCGAGGACAUCAGGUCCUUCUUGAACGCCGAGCAGGCUGGCUCCAGCGCACGUCGCCUGCGUCGGAGAGUUGGUGACCGGCGGAGCCUACAGUUCCAAGACCCGCCACCGCCAAGGAUCGAUGAGCUCGACGAGCCGGGCUCGAGUGAGGACGAGAUCUUCAUCGGCGAGUCGCUCGCGCGGGAACUUCCCUACUAUGAAUACGUUAGCAUGGAGGUUGAUUCUCCAUGAUAACGCCGGCUGUCCACUGCUUCAUUCUCCAAUUACCGUGACAACGUGGGUAACCUUCGGCGCGGCUCGGCAUGAUGACAAGCCU
Messenger RNA from Thermothelomyces thermophilus ATCC 42464, 1169 nucleotides. RefSeq lists its product as uncharacterized. NCBI's taxonomy places the organism in Eukaryota, Fungi, Ascomycota, Sordariomycetes, Sordariales, Chaetomiaceae. The record is from RefSeq and is a predicted model, not a curated record. Bases 134 to 1084 code for a protein of 316 amino acids. The transcript has a single exon.